AAAAUCAAUAACCGCCAUAUGAGAGGGGAAAAUUACAAGCACAAGUGUACUUGAUUGUGUGUGAAAUUUAUUAUGCUAUAUCAAACUUGAAUAAUAAUUAACCUGAUUUGGUAGCCCUAAUGCGUCAGAGGGUGUUAAAUUCUAUUAUUUAAGAGCGACAGAUGAUGUUAUUGUCCAGACAGUUCUAAGUUAGUCGGCAGGAAAGGACUGAGGCUAGGCGUUCUUGACAAUGACUCGAAAAUAUUUAUAUCAAGUUCUGUCUGUGAUAUGUAUAUUGCGGUAUGGAAGUUGCUACGGACAUGAAUCUUGGAUGUCAGUUAUGUUUAUCAAUGAUUUUAUCGGUGAUGAUUUUUCCCAAGUACUUGCAGAAACCGAUACAUUCAGCCAAGAUUGGAUAAAAAAUGAUCUAAAAUCUGAUUUAAAUCUUAAUACACCAUGUGAGCAGACAGAAGUGUCUUUUGGAAGCAUAGAUGUCAAAGAAGGGGGAACAAAAUUGACACCAACACAAGUAAAGUUUGCACCUACAGUCAAAUGGACUGCGGAGAAAGAUCAAUUUUAUACCCUGUUAAUGAUGGACCUAGAUGCUCCUAGUCGGAAAAAUCCAACAUUUCGCGAAUGGUUUCACUGGGGCGUCAUCAAUAUCCCAGAGAAUAAUGUAAACGAAGGAGAAGUAAUCACCACAUACAUGGGAUCUACGCCUCCCAAAGGAACAGGCUUACACCGUUACGUCAUAUUGGUUUUCCAACAAUCGGACAAAAUAAAGUUUAUGGACGAGAAAAUAGGCCCAAAUGGCGGAUUCAGAGGAGGCCAAAGUGCAAAGAAGAUAGCCGAAAAAUACGGCCUCGGAUCACCAGUAGCUGGCACAUGGUUUGAAGCUGAAUGGGAAGGAUAGAAUCUACUACAGUUGCACUUGUAUAGUUAGUUCAAAAAGAGGCUGAGAAAGUUUUAAUUGGUUCUGGUCUUCGUAGCUAUAAAAUUUUUGUAGUACUUAAACAACACAUGGUGUAUUAUUAUUGAUUCUAUCGCGCAGAUAGCAAAACAUAUUACAAAGCUUCCACCAUUGUUGAAUAUUGCCGAAAAUUUACAUAGCCUACUUUUUCAAAUAGUUUAAAUAUAUUUUUGGUGUGUAUAAUAAAUAUAUCUAACACGAUUUUGCAUGGGUGCAAAUGUUCGUGAAUAUAAAUGUAUCUGGGUGCAAACGUGCGUAAUUUGUAUGGGGGUGCUAAAAUCUAAGGUACAAAUGUGUGGGUGCAAUUGCACAUGGGUGCGGAAUUGUGCGGCAGUACCUAUCCAAAACGGAUGCCGUGAUGGGGAAAGCGCCCCAGUCCUCAUAAGAAGUUCAAUUUGAAUAAUAUAAUUAUGUAUUAAUCUUUGUAAUUAUAAAGUGGAAUAUGCUGGUGUGAUCUU
Molecule: messenger RNA, 1407 nt
Organism: Styela clava
Lineage: Eukaryota; Metazoa; Chordata; Ascidiacea; Stolidobranchia; Styelidae
Product: protein D2-like
Source: RefSeq, a predicted model, not a curated record